Pyrgilauda ruficollis (rufous-necked snowfinch) is the source of this 2630-nucleotide messenger RNA. It is a transcript of the gene CCN5, whose product is annotated as cellular communication network factor 5. Gene Ontology annotation, cellular component: extracellular matrix; extracellular region. Gene Ontology annotation, biological process: cell adhesion; signal transduction. The record is from RefSeq and is a predicted model, not a curated record. NCBI's taxonomy places the organism in Eukaryota, Metazoa, Chordata, Aves, Passeriformes, Passeridae. The transcript is spliced from 6 exons. The coding region runs from base 57 to 1175 and encodes 372 amino acids. Gene Ontology annotation, molecular function: integrin binding; heparin binding.
ACUGCCUCCAAACUGCCUGGGGGGUGAUGUGCUGAAGUGGCACAGGGCAGAGCAGCAUGAGGCUCCAGCUGGAGAAGCAGCUCCUCUUCCUCUCCCUCCUCUGCAUUCUCUCCAAGGUUUGUGCCCAGCUGUGCCGGAGACCAUGCUACUGCCCCUGGGUGCCACCCCGCUGCCCCCGCGGGUCCCCCCUGGUCCUGGACGGGUGUGGCUGCUGCAAGAUCUGUGCCCGGCGCCUGGGAGAGCCCUGCGACUUCCUGCACGUCUGUGACCAGAGCCAGGGCCUCGUCUGUGACUACAGCUCAGCAUCUGCAGGGACAGGAGGCACCUGCAACUUUGAAGACGAUGAGGAAGGCUGCGAGUUGAACGGCCGGGUCUACCGAGACGGGGAGGUUUUCCAGCCCAGCUGCAAAAUCCAGUGCCAUUGCUUGGACGGGGGCUUCAACUGCAUCCCGCUGUGCCAGGAGGAUGUGCGGCUGCCCACCCCGGACUGCCCCUUCCCCCGGCGCGUGGAGAUGCCAGGGAAGUGCUGCCCGGAGUGGAUCUGUGAAGCCCAGGACCAGCACCUCCCCUGGGAUGCCAGGGCAGCCCCCGGGGCAGUGUCCCCGCUGCUGCGCUCCCCCUGCCCGCCGUGGGGCACGGAGUGGAGCGCCUGCUCGGCCACCUGCGGGCUGGGCUUUGCCACCCGCGUGUCCAACCAGAACCGCUACUGCCGGCUGGAGACUCAGAGGCGGCUCUGCACGGCCAGACCCUGCCCGGCCCUGCCCGCAGCGUUCCCGGCGCCGAUGGCGGGUGCAGACCAGAAUUUUGGGGUGUCUGGAUGUCUGAAUCCAGGAGCACUGUGGAUCCCACACAGAGGGGAAGAGGAGGUCGUUUGUAGCUGUGCCCACCCCGGAUUCACCCUGGAGCCAACGCCUCAUCCCGGCAAAGAGUCUGGCACAAACCCAUGGCACUGUGGUUAUGGUGAAGAUGAAGGGUGUUUCCACUGGGAAAACAGAGAAGAAAUGAUGGACUUCGGCUGCAAAGGAGGUUGGAAGCAGAGAACAAGAUCCCUGUGUCACACAUCACCUGCCUCCUCUGUACACUCCGCUGCCCCAGGCAGGGUUACUGGGCAGCAUUCCGAGUUCCUUAGGCUGAAUGAAAUGGGAAAUGGGGAAAUCCUUAUGCUCCAAGCAUAAACCCACCCAAGAAACCAGGAAUUGGUCGUUUUCUGGAUCACUGGGGCUUCUGAAGAGAUGAUGCUGCUUCUCCACCACAUCAUGCAGCUCUGCUUUGCAGGGACUUCAAGAGAGACCACCUCCUGGCGCCUGGAAGCCAAAAUCCCAGGAGGAAACCCUCAUGCCCUGGUCCCCCAGGGAGGGAGCAGGUCAUCAAGCUGCACCCCGCAAGUCACUGCCACACCAGGCUGAGCUGCUCAACCAUGCAGGAGCUCAGCCAGCCCAUGGUACCCGCCCUGCCUUCCCGGGCACGGGCAGGGUCCUCCUGAUGGCAGCUCUAACUCACCUUCCCCUCAUCCCUCCAGAAUAAACACGAGCCUUCCCGCUCUGCCUGGCCUCCUCCUCUCCAAAGCGCUGGUGGUUUGGCAGGGCUCCGGCAAGCGAGGAGCUCAGACAGCGGAUCCUCCGCCCCGCAGCACCAGACAUUCCCCGCCUGCCAUCCAAGCACAUUCCCCGCGAGCCGGGGCCGAGGGAAAAGCAGGGAAGAGGGAAAACAAAUCGCAAAGAUGAGUCGGGGCCGUCUCCCGACGGGCUGGAGCUGCUCCAGCCGUGCAGGAGUCGGCGCAGGAGAGCUGCUCGGCUGCUCUGGCUGCGCUUUCUCCCAGUAAAAAGUCCUUGUGGGUGAUGGAAAAUGAAACCCAAAUGCCCUCUAACGGCCUGGCACAAACGUGCAGAGGGAAGGCGCGUUCCGCCGCGGCAAGGGCAGUGGAAGGAGCAGCGGUUUGGGUGACGUGUCCAGGUGAGAGACGGACUUCUUAGAUGGGUAUUUCUGGGACUAAAAAUAAAGAUGUGCUCAUCCAGGUCUGGAGCUUGUCUGUGCAGGGCGAGCCCAGCCCUGCUGCUCAGGGCCAGCUCGGUGGGUGCAGGAAAGUCCUGGCACAGGGUGGGGCAGCUUGGAGGCACCUCAAUUCAGGCUGCUUAGAGUAAGAGAAGGAAAAAGAAAAAAAAUGUGAAUCAAAGCACUAAACACAUUAUUCCAAUUUAUUACAUCCUGGGUUAAAUCCUUCACUCUCACCCAGCCAUAAGCUCUGCUGAUGGCACCAGCUCUGGCCAUAGCAGUGCCCAGGCCUCCAGUGUUGGGAUGCAGGAGAGCAGGGCAGGGCAUGGCACUGCUGCUGCAUCUGCAGCCACAGGCACAGCCUCUCCUGAGCUCCCAAAAAUCAAUGCCCAAACUCCCCUGUAGCUCAUCCCUCCUACUGCCAGGCCCACGCCUCCUCCAGUUCCCCUGGGCUGGGAUUUCCCCAGCAUGGUGCAGCCACCAUCAGCUGCCUGUGCUGCUGACCAGGGCAGGUCUGGGGGUGAAGGGGCAAAAGGAUGAAUGGCAGGGGGAGCUCCUCUCUCCAGCCCAAGGAAAAGCCUCCCCUGCAGCAGCAGAAACGGCAGCAGGGCCACGGUAACUCACUCACUCCCUCAGGC